AUGAAUGAUUACACAUAUACAGAUUUUUUGGUAAAGAAAAGUGUUUAACCUUUCAGUUUGCGUAACUUAUAGGGUUCAGUUAAUUAAUUUUAGAAUUUGACAUUGCAUAUAAACAAAAAAGCAUUUCAAAUUAGGUAAGAUAGCAAAGAUAAGCUUAACACCAUGCAGAUAAUAAAAUCUAAAAAGCUUUAGGUAUAAUAACUCCCUGAUACUGAUAGGUAUUUAAAAUAAAUUACACAUGCUAGGUAAUUGAAUUGGAGAAAUCUAUUAAAAGAUUCUGAACACAAAAAAAUAAUGUAAGUAAUUAGUAAAGAUAAAUAUGUUGAUGAUGUUGUCGUUGUUAGCGAGGGACAAAAAAAAAGCCACAAUAUGACUGAUUAUUAAGUAUAACUUUAAAAGCUUAAGAACGAAAAAGCAAUUUGGACAGUUGAAAACAAGCUCAAGUUUGUAAUGGAUGAUAAGAUUAAGUUUGAACAGAUAAAAAAGCUGCAUCAGCAAUAUGUUACUGAAAAGUUAAAAAAAAAUUUUUGGGAAGAUAGAUUUAAAAAUGAUAAUUAAUCUCCUAGAAAUAAAUCGCUAACCAAUUCGUUAUAUUCAGAUCGUUCAAACAGAAAUUUUGAAGAAAUAAUGAAAAAUGAAUAAAUUUCUAAAUCAGAAAAAAAGGAAAGAAAUCCAAACAAUUAUCAAAUUUAUAAUUAUGGUAAUGUAAAAGAAUAGUGUAAUGAAGAUGAUUUAACAAAUUCUUAACUGUGCUUAUCAAAAUCUUAGAUUAAAAAUGAAAUUGAUAGAAAAAUUAUGGGUGAAAAAAAAGGUAGUGCUGAACAAGAGUAAAAUUAAAGUAUAGGAGUCAAAGAAUAGCAAUAAAUUUCAAUAAAAUAAACUUUGUAGCAUUUUUUAGAAUUAGAUUAAAAUAUUCUACCAUCGAAAAUACAGUCAAAUCUUACAACAUAACCUAAUUCCUAGAAAUAUUUAAAAGAAAUUAAUGCUGAAUAAAAAAAAAUAGGCAAAUCUCUCAAUUCUAGUUACAACUAAUUAAAUCAGCAUAUUAAAAAUAACUAAAACAAAAUUAUAAAAUCAAACUCGAUUCAUGCUCAUUUUGAAGCUGAUUUUGAUAAUUAAGCUUCUUUUUUUGAGGCCAGUAAUAAUCAACAAGGCAAUAUCAAAUAAAAUUUAAUUAAAUUAGAAGAGGAAAAAUAGUACUCAUAUUCAAAAGUAGACUCUAAACUAAAUUUUCCCCAUUUUUAAGGAAAUCAUAAAAGUAUGAUGAACAUCAAUCCUUUUGAUUGUGAGAUUUUUAUAUAAGAAGAAGAACUCAACACUGAAAGGCAAUCAUAAGAUUUUAAUCCAGGAGAGAAAUAUGAAUAGUUGAGGAAAAUUAAUAGUGAAAAUGAGAAAAAGUUGAUAGAUUAUAUAAUUAAAAAAAAUUAGUUUGAAUUAGUCGAUCUAUUUCCCAGUAAUGUAAAAAUUCAGCCUCGCAAAUAUGUUGAUUUUGAUUAGAUAUAGCUUUCUGAUUUUGAUAAGGCAGCAUAUUAGCAGUAAAUAAUUGAAAAGGAAAAGCUGAAAAAUAAGAAUAACUUCAAUAAGCCAGAUUUAAAUAAUAAACAUGAAUAAAACUUUAACUUAAAUAAAAAAUAUGAAAAGCAUUAAGACGAAUAAAUGAACUAAAAUAAAUAAUCUAAUACACAGUUAAUUCAUAUACCUAAAUCAUACUAAUAGUCAGACUAAGUCAUUGAGCCUUAAGUUUAGUUGCUAAAAAAAUCUCCACUUAAAAAAAGAAAAACUAACAAGAACAAAAUAAAGUCACAAUGUAUUUAACGGCUAUCGAAAGACACAGAUUAAUUUAGUGUUUAAUAUCUAAGAAAAUAUGGUUUAGAAGAAACAACUCAUUUAAAAGAUGAAUUUUCAAAACUGAGAUCAACAGCUACUACACUUCCUUAUUCUAUGAAAACUGAUGCCUCUAAAUAGAAUUCAUAAUGCUCUUCACCAAGAAACAAUCCUUAUUUGCUAAAUAACAAAACUUAAAUUUUGAAUUAAAGUUUAAAUAAAAAAGAUUUAAUUAAAUUUGCAAAUAAAGAAUAAAUUUAAAUAAACGAAUCAACAACAACAGGGUUUUCAAAUACUGCCUAUGGAGCAGGAUUUUUGAGUUCUAGAUCUGAAAAUAGGAAAAAUAUAAGAUCUAAUUUAGAAAAUCAUGAAAAAAGCAAAUAAUAAAUAGAAAUAGCUCCAUUCUUUAAAAAGCGCCAACUUUCAAUUUCCUAAGCACUGAAAUAAGAUGAAGGAAUCCAACCAUAAUAAAAUUGUUAAACUUUAAAUAAUAUGUUCUCUCCAGUGAGUAUGGUAAUGAGUAACAAAUAUACAGAUAGAAAACAUUAAGAUUUUAAAAAUACAAAUUUGCAAAUUUAAUAGAAUUAAACAAACUUAAAAAAUAACUACUUAUAAGAUAGUUCCAAAUAAAAAAAUAAUUAGAACUAAAUAAAUAAACUAUUAAAAUUCUAAAAAAUGAUAUAAGAGAAGCAAAAUAAUCAAUAAGAUAAUCUUUAAAUAAAGGAAAAUUUUAUAAAAUUUUAUGAUAAUGUCUUAACUCAAUCCAAAUAGUAAUCAAAAACUACAGGAAAAAUAAAAAGAGAAAUUAAUAAAUUGGUUAAAAAUGUAGAUAAAAGCUUAGCCUCUAUACAAUCUUCUGAAGGACCUAAAUUAUCAGCUUUUCAUCACGAAUUUAGAGAUUUUAAGGAAAUGAAGAUAUUUAAAAGAAAGCUAUUUAAUUAUGCAAUAAAUAAAAUACAUCCAGAUGAUAGAAAAGGUCUUUUUGAGCUAUAUUCAAUGACUCAUAGACAAGAGGUUGAAGAUUUAUUUGCAUAACAAAUGAAGAAGUGA
This is a messenger RNA of Tetrahymena thermophila SB210, 2874 nucleotides long. RefSeq lists its product as hypothetical. Lineage: Eukaryota; Ciliophora; Oligohymenophorea; Hymenostomatida; Tetrahymenidae. The transcript is spliced from 2 exons. The record is from RefSeq and is a predicted model, not a curated record.